Molecule: messenger RNA, 906 nt
Organism: Punctularia strigosozonata HHB-11173 SS5
Lineage: Eukaryota; Fungi; Basidiomycota; Agaricomycetes; Corticiales; Punctulariaceae
Product: Formamidase
Exons: 6
Coding region: 1-906 (301 amino acids)
Molecular function (GO): hydrolase activity, acting on carbon-nitrogen (but not peptide) bonds, in linear amides
Source: RefSeq, a predicted model, not a curated record
AUGUCAAUUCAUUCCAUCAAGAAACAUCAAUGUCAUCUGGCUUGGGACAAUAGUAUACCACCAGUCCUCCGAGUCUCAUCCGGAGAGACCAUCCACUUUGAUUGCCUCGACGCUUCCAAUGGUCAACUUGACGCGAACUCGACCACCACCACGCUGGCAUCUAUGGUCUUCUCCCAGCUAGACCAAGUCAACGGGCCUAUUUAUGUGGAAGGCGCGAAAUCCGGUGACGUGCUACAAGUCGAAGUCAUCGAUGUGAAGGCUGCCGACUGGGGCUGGACUGCCAUCUUGCCUGGCUUUGGCUUGCUUGCGGACGAGUACACAACGGCCGAGCUGAAGAUAUGGAAGCUCGAGAAGGACGAUUUCGGCGCGCGCUUUGCCUGGUUUGACGAAGCUAAGGGGAUUAAGAUCCCUCUAAAUCCCUUCGCAGGCGAGAUGGGCGUAGCUCCCGGCAAAAACGGUUCAUUCUCCACGAUACCGCCGUACAACACCGGAGGCAACCUUGAUACGCGCCAUCUGACUAAAGGCGCAACCCUAUACCUGCCCGUCGAGGUUGAAGGCGCGCUAUUCUCCAUCGGGGAUGGUCACGCAGCUCAGGGAGAUGGAGAGGUUGGCGGCACGGCGAUCGAAACGCCGAUGAAGGUGACGGUGCGCCUGACAGUCAUCAAGGACCGGCCCUACGUCAAAACGCCGCACUUCACCACCUCCAUCACGGGCCAGGACUACUAUACCACUACCGGCAUCGAAUCUGACAUCCGUGAAGCGGCACGCGCCGCCGUGCGGCACAUGAUUGAGUUCUUGGCUGCGGAGUAUGGUGUCACCCCUGAGCAGGCAUACAUGUUAUGUAGCGUCGCGGGCGAUCUGAGGCUACACGAGGUGGUGGACAUGCCUAAUUAUGUGGUACGUUGA